CCAGAGGGACUUGGGGCGGCUCACAGAUAUAAAACAAGCAUAGUAAGGUUUUCCCGUGACGUUAAGUCCAGUCAUGUCUGACUCUGGGGGUUGGUGCUCAUCUCAAUUUCUACGCCGAAGAGCCGGCGUUGUCCAUAGACACCUCCAAGGUCAUGUGGCCAUUGUCAUGAUUGCAUGGAACGCCGUUACCAUCCCGCUGCAGCGGUACCUAUUAAUCUACUCACAUUGGCAUGUUUUCAAACUGCUAGGUUGGCAGGAGCUGGAGUUAAUAGCGGGCGCUCUUUCCACUCCCGGGAUUUGAACCUGGGACCUUUUGGUCUGCAAGUUCAGCAGCUCAGCGCUUUAACACACUUCGCCACCGGGGCUCCCAAAAGCAUACUAUGGUAUCAAAUACAAAAAACACACAAAUAAAAUUAAAAGGCAUAAAAUAAAAUCACAGUCAUUAUAAAACACAUGAUAAAACACAGAUUUGCUAUUUCCGGCCUGAAAGGACAUGGAUAAUAGGGCCUCCCUAUUAUCCGAGCAGUUCCAGUUAUUCGACAUUCGGCCCAUCCGUUUAUGUCGAAUAACCGGAACUCUACUGUAAAUAGGGACACUGUUGGGAAUCGAGGAGCCGUUAAGCUCAAAUCACCCUCUUUAGCAAGGAAGGAGGAAAUAAUAGUGAAGCCUCAUCAAAGCAUGCAUAGAACUGUGUCCCUAACUCUUUUCUAGCUUCCUAUCUAAACAUAGAGACUUAGGCAGUGCAGGAUGACACAUUUGCAACAGACACCACAUUGAAGCUUUUUUUUUUUUCAUAUCAGGAGCGGCUUGAGAAACUGCAAGUCGCUUCUGGUGUGAGAGAAUUGGCCGUCUGCAAGGACGUUGCUCAGGGGACAUUGCCCGGAUGUUUUGAUGUUUUACCAUCCUUGUGGGAGGCUUCUCUCAUGUCCCCGCAUGGAGCUGGAGCUGAUAGAGGGAGCUCAUCCGUGCUCUCCCCGGGUGGGAUUCGAACCUGGCAUCCUUCAGGUCAGCAACCCAACCUUCAAAUCUCCAAAUUGAAGCUGAUCAGAAUAUCCUCGGUGCUUGGCUUGCGGUUGCUGAUUUUUCUAUGAAGUGAGUUGAGUCCUUGAUGUAGUGCGUGGUGAGCACAAUAUGGUUUGUAGCUGUGUGGCCAGAAAUGUUGCCAGGUCACAUGUGGGGAAUCCAGUGGCACUCAAUAUGGGUCAGAGCGGGGUGGAGUCCUUAUGGGUUUUGGGGAGUCCUUAGAGCCUAGGUGGGAGGGCUUCCGAUUUGCACAGUUGUUGGCGUAUGUCGAGGCUAAUGGAGGAGUUCUUGAUCAGAGUGUUAGUCGUUCUGGCGAAUUUGUUGGUUAGGUCUCGUUUUAGUUUUUUGCAUAUGCUUUAAUUAUGUUCAAUUUGUAACAAUGGAAACCCAUCCUGCCUAUCAGAUAUUUACAUUACGAUUCGUAACGGUAGCAAAAUUACAGUGAUGAAGUCACCAUGAAAAUAAUGUGAUGGUUGGGUUGGAGUCACCACAAGAUGAGGAACUGGAUGAAGGGAUCCCAGAAGGGGCCGGGCAUGGCUGGGGCUUUGGGGGUCUCUCGUCCAAAGGAGGGGCUUUCAAGGCCCCGUCUCCUGGCGAAGGAUGAUGCCCUUCCGCACUUGGCUGCCUUGAUUUCUGUGUUUCGUGGUUCUGUCUGAAUGCGCUCCCGGGACUCGGCUGAUGAGUUCGGAGGGGCUUUUUGGGUGGCGAAGCGCCGGGUGUCUCUCUCUCUCUCUCUCUCUCUCUCCUCCUCACGGUCUGCUGGGUGGACGGAGCAUCUUGCCAAGUCUGAGCAAAGGCCGGAGGGCCAGAGCGAGGCCGAGGCCGCGGCAAAAGGGCACCCGGGCGUCUUCCUCACCCUCUCCGGCCUGUUUCGGGGCCUUUCGGGGGGGACGCGAUGCCCUUUGGCGCUCUGUGCCGCAAAGUGGAAAAUCCGUGUUUGGCUUGCUUUCUGCUGAAUUAUUCAAGUCAGGCAUCAAUAAUGGAUGCCCAAGUGAGUCACCCGGUUUAUUUAAAUGCAGUAUGGCAUCAUGGGCUCAUCUGCAACAGCGGGUCUCCACCUUCCUAAUGCCGUGAACCCUUAACACCGUCCCCCGUGUUGUGUUGACCCCCAAACAUCACAUUAUUUUCGUUGCUACUUCAUAACUGUAAUCUUGCUACUGUUAUGAACUGUAAUGUCAGUAUGCAGGAGGUAUUUUCAUUCACUGGACCAGAUUUGACACAAAUAAUAAUAAUAAUAAUAAUAAAACUUUAUUUAUACCCCGCCACCAUCUCCCCGUGGGGACUCGGGACUGCUCACAAUAUUACAAAAGUAACAGCACAAAUACAUUAACAAUACACACAGUUUAAAACACAAGAAGAUGAUAAAACAAGUUAAAACAAAGAUUUAAACAGCAGUACUAAUAUCAAUAGUAAUACAGUAGAGUCUCACUAAUCCAAGCUAAACGGGCCGGCAGAAGCUUGGAUAAGCGAAUAUCUUGGAUUAUAAGGACUGAUCAAGGAAAAGCCUAUUAAACAUCAAAUUAGGUUAUGAUUUUACAAAUUAAGCACUAAAACUUCAUGUUAUACAACAAAUUUGACAGAAAAAGUAGUUCAAUGCGCAGUAAUGUUAUGUUGUAAUUACUGUAUUUACGAAUUUAGCACCAAAAUAUCACGAUAUAUUGGAAACAUUGACUACAAAAUGGCUUGGAUUAUCCAGAAUGUUGGAUAAGCGAGUGUCGGAUUAGUGAGACUCUACUGUAAUAUCAAACAACCACCAAUGCAAUUAAGUCAACUUCAAAGGUGGGGGGACUAUAGCAAACACCCAAUAUUCCCAAAUUUGAACACUGGUGGAGUUGGGGGCGGGAUGAUUUUGUCAUUUGUUAAUUGUAGUUGCUGGGAUUUAUAGUUCACCUACAAUCAAAGAGCAUUCCGAACUCCACCAACGAUGGAAUUGAACCAGUCUUGGCACACAGAACUCCCACGACCAACAGAAAGUACUGGAGGGAUUUUGUGGGCAUUGGCCUUGAAUUUGGGAGUUGUAGUUCACCUACAUCCAGAGAGCACUGUGGACUCCAAACAAUGAUGGAUCUGGACCAAACUUGGUACAAAUACUCAAGAUACCCAAAUCUGAACACUGAUGGAGUUUGGGGAAAAUAUACCUUGACAUUUGGGAGUCGUAGUUGCUGGGAUUUAUAGUUCACCUACAAUCAAGCCGCCCCCUGAACCCCACCAACAAUAGAAUUGGGCCAAACUUUGCACACAGAACCCCCAUGACCAACAGAAAAUACUGAAGGGAUUUCGGUUCCUAAGAACAUCAGAAAUAUGUGUUUCCUGGUGGUAUUUGGUGACCACUCUGACACCCCCCUCACGACCCCCCCCCCCCGGUAGAAUUUACGAUCUACACCAUAAAAUUAAAGCAAUUUAAAUGCCGAGUCUCAAUUCUGUGGGAUUGUGGGAGCUGUACUCUGACUCAGCCUUCUCUGCGAAGAAGAGAGUUGAUGCCUUGCUGGCGGUCAAAGUUGGCGUUCCUCCGUAUUUGUGUGUUCGUAGAAUGCAUCAAGGGAUGGUGGUGCUCAGGCCCGCAUCUCCCUCUAUUUGGAGUUUAUUUUUAUUUCGGAGCGCCUCUCCGCCGGGCGCCCGCCCGCAGAUGGACUUUGCCCUCCCCGUUCCCGGGCAACGCUGCUCUCUGCCCGGAAGCGCUGGCUUUGCCUUUCGUGGGCAAAUGAUGAUGCUGAUCUCAAGGGACGGAUCCCUCCAUCCCUUCCCUCUCGGCUGUCUUCGUUCGCAGCGCUCAAGAUCUCUCUUGAGGUUGGGCUGCCUGUGUCUGCACCCAAGACCUUGAAUCACGAUUUUUGGUGGGGGGUUCGAAGGGCCCCCAAAGGCCCUGGACCUGGUCAGAAUCCGCACUAUGGUUUGAGCCUUGGGCCUUGAGACCUGGCUUGGAAUCACUGCUUCGUGGUGGAAACCCGUAGCAUGGCUUUGGGAAGAGCGAUGGGACCCCCCCGGCCUCCCUCGGCGGACCCUUAGGGGGGCUGCACACGUCCCUGCCGACCCCAAAAGCCCCUCCCCUCCCUCCCAAGAACGCCGACUUGUUUGAAAUGAUUGAGAAGAUGCAGGGAAGCAGGAUGGACGAACAGCGGUGCUCCUUCCCCCCCACACUCAAGACGGAAGAGGACUACAUCCCCUACCCCAGCGUCCACGAGGUCCUGGGCCGGGAGGGGCCCUUCCCGCUGAUCCUCCUGCCACAGUUUGGGGGCUACUGGAUCGAGGGCACCAACCACGAGUGGAGCCCCGAAGCGGAGCGGCCGCCCCCGGCCCCCAAGGCCAAGCUGGAGUGCAACCACACGGCCCGCCUCUACCGCAAGCACUUCCUGGGAAAGGAGCACUUCAACUACUACUCCAUGGACGCGGCCCUGGGGCACCUCGUUUUCUCGCUCAAGUACGACGUCAUCGGGGACCAGGAGCACCUCCGCCUCCUCUUGCGGACCAAGAGCCGGACGUUCCACGACGUGAUCCCCAUCUCCUGCCUGACGGAGUUCCCCAACGUGGUGCAGAUGGCCAAGCUGGUCUGCGAAGACGUCAACGUGGACCGCUUCUACCCCGUCCUGUACCCAAAGGCUUCGCGGCUCAUUGUGACGUUUGACGAACACGUCAUCAGCAACAACUUCAAGUUCGGCGUCAUCUACCAAAAGCUCGGCCAGACGUCGGAGGAGGAGCUCUUCAGCACCAUGGAGGAGAGCCCGGCCUUCGUGGAGUUCCUCGAGCUUUUGGGCCAGAAAGUGAAACUUCAGGACUUCAAGGGGUUCCGGGGCGGCCUGGACGUGACCCACGGCCAGACGGGGACCGAGUCGGUCUACUGCAACUUCCGCAACAAGGAGAUCAUGUUCCACGUCUCCACCAAACUGCCCUUCACGGAGGGGGACGCCCAGCAGCUCCAGCGCAAGCGGCACAUUGGCAACGACAUUGUGGCCGUGGUCUUCCAGGACGAGAGCACGCCCUUCGUGCCGGACAUGAUCGCCUCCAACUUCCUUCACGCCUACGUGGUGGUCCAGGCCCAGGGGCCCCACAGCGGGAGCGGCUUCUACAAGGUCUCUGCCACCGCCCGGGACGACGUGCCCUUCUUCGGACCCCCGCUGCCCGACCCGGCGGUCUUCCAAAAGGGCCCCGAAUUCCAGGAGUUCCUCUUGACGAAGCUGAUCAAUGCGGAGUACGCCUGCUACAAAGCGGAGAAGUUUGCCAAGCUAGAGGAGCGGACGCGGACGGCGCUGCUGGAGACGCUCUACGAGGAGCUGCACCUCAACAGCCAGUCCAUGAUGGGCUUGGGGGGCGACGAGGACAAGAUGGAGAACGGCAGCGGCGGAGGAGGAGGAGGAGGAGGAGGAGGAGGGGGCUUCUUCGAGUCCUUCAAGCGCGUGAUUCGCAACCGCAGCCAGUCGAUGGACGCGGUGGGCCUGAGCGGGAAGCGCCCCAACACCGUCCCCGCCAGCCACAGCGGCAGCUUCGGGCACAACAACCCGGACGUGGCCAAGACGGCCGGCAUUUCAUUGCUUGUCCCAGGGAAAACGCCAAGUAGGUACGGACGCCGAGGCAGCGCCAUAGGAAUAGGAACCAUAGAAGAGUCCCUGAUCGUCCCGGGGAAGAGCCCCACGCGGAAGAAGUCCGGACCCUUCGGUUCACGACGCAGCAGCGCCAUCGGCAUCGAGAACAUCCAGGAGGUCCAGGAAAAGAGGGAGAGCCCGACUGGCCCCGAAAAGACUCCGGACAGCGGCCACGUCUCCCAGGACCCCAAAUCGGAGGAUUCGUCCAACCAGAGCUCCCCCGAGAUGCCCACCACCAAGAACAGGCCGGCCCCCAAAGCGGAGCCCCCCCACGGCUGCUCCCGCUCCUCCUCCUCCAGCGCCAGCAGCUUCGGCAGUGGGGCGGAGGGGCCCCCGGGCAGCGGCCGCGACGAGGAGGACGACGAUGCCACUGGCGAGGAGAGCCACUCCUCCUCCUCCGAGGCCCCCCACAAGCGGGGCUCCUUCGUCUACAGCACUUGGCUGGAGGACAGCCUCAGCACCGCCAGCGCAGGGAGUUCCCCCGGCCCGUCCCCGCAGCCGGACCCUCGGAAGUCUGCCGACCCCUCGUGUCCGGAGAUCAAGAUCCAGCUGGAGCAGACAGAGCGGCCUCCCUCCAACGUGAGUUGCUAGCCUGCCGUGGAUGUUCCUCCCCACAAAGCAAAUCAUAAUAAGCACAGGGUGAAGAAGCGCAAGGCCGGACCACGCCUCGCCAGACCCCUAGGAUGACCCUCCUGCGCCUCCCCAUUGACCCCCAAUGCGUUCCUCCUUCCAGGAAGACCUCUUGGGGUGCCGUUGACCCACCGGACCUGGCGGGACUGGACUCCACCGGGGCCGUUCCUUGGCGCCACCCUCAACCCUCGAUCCAAGCCUGGCCCCCCUUUUUCCAUGAGCUGUGCUCCAGACCCCCCCCCCCCAAAACCACCCCUCUGUCCGGCUUGACCCUUCGAACCAGUGGACAUCACGGCUGCUUCUUCCUGUUAGGGAAAACUACCCUUGAAUAUCGCAGAGUGUCCAAAAAUCAAACAGGAUACAGAACGUUGAGCAUUCAGCUCACAGCAUGCAGAGCGCGAGUUGCCCGUGUGAUUCGGCUACAAAGAAUUCAAGGCCGAGGUGCAGAGGCCGAUCCUGAAAAUAUCACAAAAGGUUUAUUUACAAUCGCGAAGAAUAACUGCAUUUCUUGACCAUCAAGGGCAGUGUGGGGCCGAACUCCAGCUCUUCCAAGACGGACAGAUUCCCAGGAAGGAGACUGGACACUCGGACGUUACAGAGCCGGAACCAGUGGCCAGACGGCUUCCCUAAUGUCCAGUUUCAGAGGCAUGACCCUUGGGAAUGAUCUCCCACGUGUCUUGGUGCCAACGAUCCCGUCUGUCCUUCUGUCCCUCUUGACCGCUGGGUGCCAGGCUGCCUCCAGUGACCUUUGACGCCCUUUGGCCCCAAUUUGCCCACAGGUGCCAAUCAAAAGAGCCAUAUCCCUCCCUUUGACCGCUGGGCACUGAGGCCGUGUGAGAACAGGGAGGAGAUCCGUCCAUCCGUUAGGGACAAUCGAAUUCUCCCAAAGGGAUGCCAGCAAGAGAGGCCGCUCCGUCCCCUUGACCAUUGGGCUCCAGCGUCCAGCAAGCCAUCCAGUGACCAUUCGUGGACUGAUCUGUGGAUAUGCUUUGGCCCUGAGUGCCAACCGACUCCCUUUUUAUCAUUCCGUCCACUCGUGACCGUUGCGUCCCAACGUCCGGCAAACCACCGCUAGCAACCACAUGGAGAGGUAUCUCUCCACCAUGGAUGCAUCUUCAUCUUUUGCCAUCCAUUCAUCAGUGGCGCAGCGGGUCAGACCACUCAGCUGCUGAACUUGCUGACCAAGUGGUCGGCGAUUCAAAUCCGGGGAAUGGGUUGAGCUCCCUCUGUUAGCCCUAGCUACUGCCAACCUAGCAGUUGGACAACAUGCAAAUGUGAGUAGGUCAAUCGGUACUGCAAGUAGCUGAACUUGCAGACCAGAAGGUCGGAGGUUCGAAUCCAGAGAGCGGGAGUGAGCUCCCGCUGUUAGCCCCAGCUUCUGCCAACCCAGCAGUUGGAAAACAUGCAAAUGUGAGUAGAUCAAUAAGUACUGAAAAAUAAAAUUAUUGUUAUUAUUAUUACUGCAAGAGUAGCUGAACUUGCAGACCAAAAGGUUGGCAGUUUGAGUCUGGGGAGCGGGGUGAGCUCCCACUGUUAGCCCCAGCUUCUGCCAACCCAGCAGUUGGAAAACAUGCAAAUGUGAGUAGAUCAAUAAGUACUGAAAAAUAAAAUUAUUAUUAUUAUUAUUAUUAUUACUGCAAGUAGCUGAACUUGCAGACCAAAAGGUUGGCGGUUUGAGUCCGGGGAGUGGGGUGAGCUCACGCUGUUAGCCCCAGCUUCUGCAAACCUAGCAGUUCAAAAAUAUGCAAAUGUGAGUAGAUCAAUAGGUACUGCUACAGCAGGAAGGUAACAUUAGCUCUUCAUGCAGUCAUGCCAGUGGCCACAUGACCUGGAGGUGUCUACGGACAACGCCGGCUCUUCAUCUUAGAGCACCAACCCCCAGAGUCGGACACAACUAGACUUAAUGUCAGGGGAAAACCCUGACCUUUACCUAUAUAAUACAUAAUAUUAUAAUUAACAUAUUAUCAUACAAUUUAUAUUUUGGGAAAGUGUGUUGUAUGAUAUGUAAUAUAGCAAUGUCACAUUAUAUAUGUGUGUGUAUAUAUAUAGAGAGAGAGAGAGGGAGAGAGAAUAUAUAAUAUAAUGCAUAUAUAAUACAAUUCUUUCCUAAAACCCAUAUAUUAUAUGGUAACUAGCUGUACCCGGCCACGCGUUGCUGUGGCAAAGUAUGGUUUCUCCUGACAUUAAGUCCAGUUGUGUCCGACUGCACACUGAAGUGGAUUAUAUGGGAGUGUGGAGUCAAGAUAAUCCAGUUCAAAGCAGAUAAUAUAAGAUUAUAAAUGGGUUAUAUAGCUGUGUGGAUGGGCCUUGAGUCUACACUGCCAUAUAAUCCGGUGCAAAUUAGAUAAUCUGUGGAAGAGGCCAAAGUGAGGCCUAACUCUGCCUGUCCCCUGGGCUGAGUGGGUUGCUAGGAGACCAAGUGGGCGAAACUUAGCCUUGUAAGUGGCAGCAAUUGGAUAAAAACAAUUAUUCCUCUCCCUCUAAUUAGGACUUUAUUUUUCUUUUCUUUUUCUUGUAUCCACCUAGAGCCGUGGAUGAUGGGUUGUGUUGUCAAAUUUCGAGGUGGGGGGGGGGCUGUAGUUUUAUUGUUUUGUCCGCUGCCCUGAUGCCAUCACUCUUUUAUACAGUAGAGUCUCACUUAUCCAACAUAAACGGGCCAGCAGAAUGUUGGAUAAGCGAAUAUGUUGGAUAAUAAGGAGGAAUUAAGGAAAAGCCUAUUAAACAUCAAAUUAGGUUAUGAUUUUACAAAUUAAGCACCAAAACAUCAUGUUAGGCAACAAAUUUGGCAGAAAAAGUAGUUCAAUAGGCAGUAAUGCUAUGUAGUAAUUACUGUAUUUAUGAAUUUAGCACCAAAAUAUCACGUUGUAUUGAAAACAUUGACUACAAAAAUGCAUUGGAUAAUCCAGAACGUUGGAUAAGCGAGUGUUGGAUAUGUGAGACUCUACUGUAUAUAUAGAUAUGUUAAUUAUUGCAUAUUAAUUAAUACAUAAUUAUUACAGGGGAAACCUUUACUAUGUUAAUUAUCGGAGCAGUACCUAUUGAUCUACUCACCUUUGCAUUUUCUCAAACUGCUAGAGAGUCGGGCACGACUGGACUCAACUCCGGGAGAGAACCUUGACCUUUCUGACCGUCCGCUCACGGAGGUCCAGCAAGCCGCCCAGACCACAGGAGACCCCUUCGGCCCCGAUUCGCCUGGUCCUUUGGGACUCAUUGGCACUCGCUCUCUCUCUGCGAUUUUGCUGUACAGGUUUUUGUUGGUGUGUCUCUGUCUGUCUGUGCUUUUUGCAAUCUGGACGUGCAAAACACUGUGAAGAAGGACCCCUUGGUGGGGGGACGCGGGUGUCGGCCCCUCCCCUCGCCUGGCUUCAGUCUUAUUUUUGGAAGAUGUGCAAGAAGCCCACCCACCCCCCACCCCCCCUUAAACCCAGGCUGACCUUCCUUCUCCCACUUCUUCUUUUUUUCAAUUUUUGAAACCCAUCCCAGAGCUGUGUUGGUGUUUCCGAGUGACAACCAGAUGUAUAAAAUGAAACGGGGGUGGCGGGGUGGGUGGGGGGGAUAUAUCUAUUUAUCGUUCAGAAGAUUCUAUUUGUAAAACAGGGGAAAUGCUUUUUAAACAUGUAUAGGAUGGGAAAUAAAAGGAGAAAUCAGUGCA
This is a messenger RNA of Anolis carolinensis (green anole), 9882 nucleotides long. RefSeq names its product RAP1 GTPase activating protein (gene rap1gap). Gene Ontology annotation, biological process: regulation of small GTPase mediated signal transduction; activation of GTPase activity. Gene Ontology annotation, cellular component: cytoplasm; membrane. The record is from RefSeq and is a predicted model, not a curated record. Lineage: Eukaryota; Metazoa; Chordata; Lepidosauria; Squamata; Anolidae. The transcript is spliced from 25 exons. Gene Ontology annotation, molecular function: GTPase activator activity. The coding region runs from base 4101 to 6191 and encodes 696 amino acids.